Serpula lacrymans var. lacrymans S7.9 is the source of this 444-nucleotide messenger RNA. RefSeq lists its product as uncharacterized. Lineage: Eukaryota; Fungi; Basidiomycota; Agaricomycetes; Boletales; Serpulaceae. The transcript has 3 exons. The record is from RefSeq and is a predicted model, not a curated record. The coding region runs from base 1 to 444 and encodes 147 amino acids.
AUGGGUUGGGAGAAACCGGGAGGAGAAAUUGGGGUGGGAUGGAAAAAUGGGGACGGAAAGUUGAAGGGAGUGUUGAGCCAAGGGAGCGUGAUAUCCAGGGGGCUGGGGGAUGGCAAUGGCAGCCUUUCCACAGCAUCCAAAACCUCCCUGGCAGGAGAGGGGAUGGCCUCCCUCAUCCUGGCAAUCCACUUGGGGCUGGGAUGGAUUGCAUUGGCAUCCAUCUCCCCAAGUUCUCUAUGGGACACCCAGGGAGGCCUCCUUAACUCCUGGGACGGGACUGGCGCCUGUGGAGGGGAAAAAGGGGUUGAAGGUGAGCAGGAUCUGGGAUUGCUGCUCAUGAAGACCAGCUUGGGUGCUCCCCGGGGUGGCCCAAUCUUGAUAGGAUGGUCAGGCGUGGUGAACAGAGCUCUUGGCGCAUCUGGCUCUGAGGCCACUGGCUUCUAG